Messenger RNA from Gryllus bimaculatus (two-spotted cricket), 1608 nucleotides. NCBI's taxonomy places the organism in Eukaryota, Metazoa, Arthropoda, Insecta, Orthoptera, Gryllidae. The record is from the annotation of a GenBank genome assembly.
AUGAAUAUAUGUUCAUCGAAGUUCAUUCGGUUGAAAAGGGGUUUGGUGCGCUCCUUUAUUGUUUCGUGCCUGCAUAGUAAUUCAUCCAAAUGGGUUGAACCAGUUGGACAUUUGACUGAAAUAAAAGUUUAUAACUCUGCAACCAAGUGUAAAGUACCUUUUGUUUUGAGAAAUAUUAAUUAUGCAAGUUGGUAUAUGUGUGGGCCUACUGUGUAUGACUCUGCUCAUAUUGGACAUGCCUGCUGUUAUGUGAAAUUUGAUAUCAUACGGAGAAUACUGCAGAAUUUUUUCAACAUCAAUGUUGUAUUAGUCAUGGGUAUCACUGACAUUGAUGAUAAGAUAAUAAAAAGAGCUCUUACUUUAAAGGAAGAUUUUAGGGUUGUAAGUAGUAAGUACGAAAAUGAAUUCUUUGAGGACAUGCAUGCUCUAAAUGUUUUACCUCCGACUUUGUGUGUGCGUGUGACUGAUGUAGUUCCACAUAUUAUUGAAUUUGUGAAGAGUAUUGUUGACAAGGGUUUGGCAUAUAAAACAGGGGAUGGUUCUGUUUAUUUUGAUACAGCAGAAUUUAAGCAGUAUGGUAAGUUAUGCCCAGUUAACCAUGAAGUUGGAGAUGUAUUCACACCUAAAAAGUCUGUGAAUGACUUUGCUUUAUGGAAAGCUUCAAAGCCAGAUGAACCAUUCUGGCUUUCUCCCUGGGGAAAAGGACGUCCAGGAUGGCACAUAGAAUGUUCAACAAUUGCUAGUUGUGUUUUAGGGUCAUCUGUAGAUAUUCACUCUGGAGGCAUUGAUUUACUCUUUCCUCAUCAUGAGAAUGAAGAAUCUCAGAGUUGUGCAUACCAUGGAGUAGAACAGUGGGUGAAUUAUUGGCUACAUACAGGACACCUUCAUUUGAAAAAUGAUGAAAAAAUGUCGAAAUCUUUGAAAAACACUAUUAGCAUCCAGGAACUUUUAUCUUCUCACUCUGCAGAUCACUUUCGUAUGUAUUGUUUACUGUCUCGGUACAGAAAUGAUGUAGAAUAUACAGAUAAAACAUUUGCUCAUGCAAAAGCUGUUUAUAAAAAAAUACAAUCUUUCUUCUCAGACUGUGAUUCAUACAUUAAAGGAAUUCGAGGUAACUGCCAAAUUCAGGAGUCUGUUCUUUUGGAAAAAUUGGCAUAUACAAGGCAAAAUUUUGUAACAGCCUUGGCAGAUGAUUUUGAUACAGCCAAGGCUUUGGCAAUCUUGAUGGACUUCAUAUCAGAUAUUAAUGUAAUGCUGCAAGCAUCAUCCCAAGAAUAUGUUUCAUUUAGAAAUCCAGGAGUUAUUGCGGCUGCAAGCUCUUUUGUUCAGCAUGUUACUAGUCAACUAGGUUUGUCUUUCUUAGAUGAGGAAAAAUCCAUAAACUACCAUGAAGAUGCAUCUAAAAUAAUGGACAUGGUGACUGAAUUCCGAAGUGAGGUCCGAAAACUAGCACUUCUGAACCUUAAAAACAAAAGGACUGAUACAAAGGUAGAGCAUGAUAAACAAUUGUUAGUUGCCUGUGAUCAAUUUAGGGAUAAAUUAAACCUUGUAGGAAUUGAAAUUAAAGACCAUGGCCAGAAAUCAUCAUGGAAUAGAGAAAAAAAAUGA